AUGUUUCACAGAGUCCUAUUUGACCAGGCAGGGGACAGAAGAGCAAGAAGAAUGGGCGUUGCUGGAUUUAUGAUGAAUGUGACUUGGGAAGGUAAGGAUUUGUCCUUCACUGCCGAUGGUUAUCAGGCACACCCCAGGCUGGUGGUGAUCGUACUGAACAAAGAUCGUGUGUGGGAGAAGGUGGGGAAAUGGGAGAACAACUCACUGAGCCUGAAAUACUCUGUCUGGCCAAGGUACAGUUCCUUUGCAGACAGUGAUCCAGAUGAUAACCACCUGAGUAUCGUCACCCUGGAGGAGGCUCCCUUUGUCAUCGUUGAAGAUGUGGAUCCUUUGAUGGAAAGCUGCCAAAAAAACACUGUGCCAUGUCGUAAAUUUGUCAAAAUUAACAACUCAACUAAUGAGGGAACUAAUGUAAAGAAGUGCUGCAAAGGAUUCUGCAUUGAUAUCUUGAAGAAGUUGUCUAAAACUGUCAAGUUCACAUACGACCUGUACUUGGUGACUAACGGGAAGCAUGGCAAAAAAGUCAAUAAUGUGUGGAAUGGAAUGAUUGGUGAAGUGGUUUAUCAUCGUGCAGUUAUGGCUGUGGGGUCUCUCACUAUUAAUGAAGAGCGCUCUGAAGUGGUUGACUUCUCAGUGCCAUUUGUUGAGACUGGGAUUAGUGUCAUGGUGUCACGGAGCAAUGGCACAGUUUCACCAUCUGCUUUUCUAGAGCCUUUUAGUGCUUCUGUCUGGGUGAUGAUGUUUGUGAUGCUUCUCAUUGUGUCCGCCAUGGCUGUAUUUAUAUUUGAGUACUUCAGUCCUGUAGGAUAUAACAGGAACCUAGCACAAGGAAGAGAUCCCCAUGGACCAUCCUUCACCAUUGGAAAGGCAGUAUGGUUACUCUGGGGCUUGGUAUUCAACAACUCCGUGCCUGUGCAAAACCCCAAAGGGACAACCAGUAAAAUUAUGGUGUCAGUUUGGGCCUUCUUUGCUGUCAUUUUCCUGGCUAGUUAUACUGCCAACUUAGCUGCAUUUAUGAUUCAAGAGGAGUUUGUUGACCAAGUGACUGGACUGAGUGAUAAAAAGUUUCAAAGACCACAUGAUUAUUCACCUCCUUUUCGAUUUGGAACUGUCCCAAAUGGCAGCACAGAAAGGAAUAUCAGAAACAACUAUCCUGAUAUGCACCUCUACAUGACAAAAUAUAAUCAAAAAGGAGUUGAAGAUGCCUUGGUCAGCUUGAAAACUGGGAAGUUGGAUGCUUUCAUCUAUGAUGCAGCAGUGCUGAACUACAAGGCUGGAAGAGAUGAAGGCUGCAAACUUGUCACAAUAGGCAGUGGAUACAUCUUUGCCACUACGGGUUAUGGAAUAGCACUUCAGAAGGGAUCACCUUGGAAGAGACAAAUUGAUCUAGCCCUUCUUCAGUUUGUUGGAGAUGGUUUCCUUCCCAUCUGUCUGUUUGUCCUCUCAGCUAGCCUCAUGCUGGAUUUCUCUCUUCAGUCCAAGGAGGCUGAGCUGGCGUGGGGUUGGCCAGUCCUACAGUCCUGGCUUAUAGUGGAAAAGCACAUGGAUGUGAUGUCAACAUUCUUCCAAUUUGGGGCUUCUAUCCAGCAGGAAGCCAUCGUCAUGCUUAAGAUCAUGCAGGAUUAUGACUGGCACGUGUUUUCUCUGGUAACCACCACCUUUCCUGGGUAUCGAGACUUCAUCAAUGUCAUUAAGACCACAGUGGAAAAUAGUUUUGUGGGAUGGGACAUGCAGAACAUCAUCAUUCUUGAUACUGCCUUUGGAGAUGCCAAGACACAAAUUCAGCUGAAGAAAAUUCAUUCAUCUGUCAUCCUGCUCUAUUGUUCCAAGGAUGAAGCUGUCUACAUACUAGAUGAGGCUCGCUCGCUGGGCCUUACCGGGUAUGAUUUCUUUUGGAUAGUUCCAAGCCUGGUUAGUGGUAACACAGAAAUUACUCCCAAGGAAUUUCCUUCGGGACUCAUUUCAGCAUCUUAUGACGAAUGGGACUACAGUUUAGAAGCUCGGGUGCGGGAUGGCCUUGGGAUUAUUGCCACCGCUGCAUCAGCCAUGCUGGAAAAGUAUUCCUUCAUUCCUGAAGCAAAAACUAGCUGCUAUGGUCAACUGGAGAAAAACGACCGGCCAUCUCACACUUUGCACCAGUAA
This is a messenger RNA of Meleagris gallopavo (turkey), 2142 nucleotides long. The record is from RefSeq and is a predicted model, not a curated record. Lineage: Eukaryota; Metazoa; Chordata; Aves; Galliformes; Phasianidae.